UGAGCUACGGGGGUUUCCUUGUCUUUGACUGGAGACCAACUAGCAGAGAGGAGGAUGAUAACAGCAUCCCUUUGCUGUUAUUCAGCAAUCACACAUCUCAAUGAACUGCUCGCACAGAAACCACUGAUCGUGCCUACUGCUGCUUGCAGGGCAGAGAUACUGAUCAGUGUCUAAAGACUGCAUCCCCCCUUUUUUUUUUCUUAUGAAAUUAUUUUUUCAUAGACUCUUUUUUUUUAUUUCGAGGUCUCUGUAGCCUAUCUUUCCACCAUGGUGCUAGGAAAGGUAAAGAGCUUCACAGUAAGCUACGACUGUCUCAAUGACAGCAAUGUCCCCGUCUUCUCCAGCGGGGACUGCGUCUCAGGGAGGGUGAUCAUCGAAGUCACCGGAGAAAUCCGCGUCAAAUCUCUCAAAAUCCACGCGAAAGGAUUUGCUAAAGUUCGGUGGACCGAAUCGAGAAAUGCUGGAUCCAACACCGCCUACACGCAAAACUACACAGAAGAAGUGGAAUAUCUGAAUCACAAAGAUAUCUUGAUUGGGCACGAGAGAGACGAUGACAACUCGGAGGAAGGACUCACCACUAUCCAUUCAGGAAGACAUGAGUAUGCAUUCAGCUUCGAGCUUCCACAGAUACCUCUGGCUACCUCUUUUGAAGGGAAACAUGGCAGUGUGCGCUAUUGGGUAAAGGCAGAACUCCACAGGCCAUGGCUCCUGCCCAUGAAGACCAAGAAGGAAUUUACAGUCUUUGAGCACAUUGACAUCAACACUCCAUUAUUGCUGUCACCACAGGCCGGCACGAAAGACAAGACGCUUUGCUGUUGGUUCUGUACCUCAGGUCCUAUUUCCCUAAGUGCCAAAAUUGAAAGGAAGGGAUACACCCCAGGAGAGUCGAUCCAGAUCUUUGCCGAGAUUGAGAACUGCUCUUCCCGCAUGGUGGUGCCAAAGGCGGCCAUCUACCAGACCCAGACCUUCUAUGCCAAAGGGAAGAUGAAGGAGGUCAAGCAGCUGGUGGCCAACCUGCGGGGGGAGUCUCUGUCCUCGGGCAAAACAGAGACCUGGAGUGGCAAGAUGCUGAAGAUCCCACCUGUCUCGCCCUCCAUCCUGGACUGCAACAUUAUCCGAGUGGAGUACUCCCUCAUGGUUUACGUGGACAUACCUGGGGCGAUAAACCUGUCCCUGAACCUGCCCCUGGUCAUCGGAACCAUCCCUCUCCACUCCUUCGGCUCCCGUACCUCAAGCGUCAGCAGCCAGUGCAGCAUGAGCUGGCUGGGCAUGGGUCUGCCUGAGAGGCCUGAAGCUCCACCAAGCUAUGCAGAAAUUGUGACGGAAGAGCAGAGGCAGAGCAGUCUGGAUGUCCCAGCAGCCCGCCAGGAGCUGGACGGCCCUCUCUUCGCCUACAUUCACGAGUUCCGCUUCCAGCCUCCUCCUCUGUACUCCGAGAUCGAUCCUAACCCAGAACAUGCCAGACGUACCGAGGAGCGCCGGCUCGACGCCUGUCCAUCGCGCUGAAGAGUUUCCCCGAAAUUCCCCCCCCUCACCGACUCGGGGGAUCUCUAAAGAAACCUUCUCGCGAAGGCUCUGCUUUGUUUCUUUUUCUCCGACAACUAUGUUCGCGGAACACUGUCGACAUCGAGAGGAAAAACAAAGUAUCCAACCAACCAACCAACCGACAAAGACUUGGACGCACACACACCCACAGUUGGGUUGGGUUGGACAAACCUGUUCCUGCCUUCCCUCAGCGAAAGAAACAGGAGUCACUAGUUUGGUGCAUCGCUUCCUUCCUGUGUCGGGCCGGCUGAGCGUGGGAUUCAUACAGACGAACACAUAUUCAGUCUGUAUGAAACCACCCCCCCCCCUCCCCCCCCUACUGGUAGUAUUGACAAUGACGAUAAAGAAUCAGCCCGGCUCGGCCCCGCCAUGCUCCUCCUUUUUAACCUCGAUUCUUCUUGAUUCUUCUGUACUCAUGGCACAUAAGGACAUGGCUCCUCCCACAAAUGGCAGAACUAAUCAUGUCCCGACUUCAGCAGAAUCACUGAAAGAGAGAGAAGAAAAAAAAAAACGGGACGAAGACAGGAAAAUGACAACGCCGUUCUAACCACCAUAGUCUGUCUGCCUGUAUGAAUGAAUGAAUGAAAGCAUUCAGCGGCAGCAGUCAACGGAGCAAAAACACUAGAUCCUCCUGCCUCAUUUUGGAUUUUUGUUUUGCACAUUUUAUUCUUUACCUGAGUUGUGUGGCUCUGUUUAGUGAGAAUUGAGAAAAGAAAAAAAAAAAAAAAAAAAAAGAAGAAAAAAAACAAACAUCAUUAAUAGUUUGGUUCCAGUCUUGUAAUGCGCCAGACUAAGAAUAUGAGUAGGCUUGAGUUUUACGCCUUUUCAUCUGCAUAACUUUGAGCAACGCUGAGAACAGGAUUUGAUUUUUGGAGAAAAAAAAGAAAGAAGAUUGACAAAAAGGACAAGAACAAUGCACUGAGUUUGUGUGAGACUUUUCUUUUUCCUCCUUAUUAUUUUCCUUGGUGAAUUAUAACGACUAGACUGGACUUUUACAACAACUGCAGCACACUAUCUCCAUCUGGAAGCUCUUUAAGAUGUUGCCUCCUCAGCUUGGAUCCAAGUGUGGCUGUGGCUUCCCUCCUCUUUUAGUUUAGUUGUGUUAUUCUGUUUCUGUGUUUAGCUCCAAUCAUAGAAUAGCUUGUAGCUUUUUUGUUGUUGUUGAGAUUGCGCUGGAUUUGGACUAGGAGGGUUGCAGACCUGCAUUUGCCACUCAAUUUGUGUGUGUGUGUGUGUGUGUGUGUGUGUGUGUGUGUGUGUGUGUGUGUGUGUGUGUGUGUGUGUGUGUGUGUGUGUGUGUGUGUGUGUGUGUGUGUGUGUGUGUGUGUGUGUGUGUGUGUGUGUGUGUGUGUGUGUGUGUGUGUGUGUGUGUGUGUGUGUGUGUGUGUGUGUGUGUGUGUGUGUGUGUGUGUGUGUGGUACAUUGUGGAGGGACUCUCCUCACCUUAAUUACCUGCAGCCCCUCUAUUCCCAAUCUCAGGGCAAGCCAGGCUUGCAUAACUGCCCAAAAAGCACUGUCUCAGGUGGUCGUCUCACUUGCCAAACGCUUGGAGAGAAAAAAAAAUUAAAAGAGAAAAAAAUGUUAUAGGCUUUCUUUUAAAUUGCACUUUUAAAAAUAUUUUUUUUUUCUUUUUCUUUUUUUUUUUUACUACCAUAAUGAGAGAAUAGACCUGCAGAGAAGCAAGGCAGCUUUCUGAGAUGAAUCACAUUCCCUUUCUGUCCUGCUGCACUUGCCCAGUUCAUCCAACCAACAGUUAGAUUGUCUUUACCAGACCAGUGAAGCCAGAAUGCUAGCUAUAAAAAAAAAAAAAAACAAGGAAAAA
Messenger RNA from Perca fluviatilis (European perch), 3367 nucleotides. It is a transcript of the gene arrdc3a, whose product is annotated as arrestin domain containing 3a. The coding region runs from base 268 to 1506 and encodes 412 amino acids. NCBI's taxonomy places the organism in Eukaryota, Metazoa, Chordata, Actinopteri, Perciformes, Percidae. The transcript is spliced from 8 exons. The record is from RefSeq and is a predicted model, not a curated record. Gene Ontology annotation, cellular component: cytoplasm. Gene Ontology annotation, biological process: protein transport.